GGUGGGGACUUCCGGCAACCGCGUUGUGGUCACAGGGCAGUAUCAGAGUGGGCGUUGAAUCAGUCUUCCCCCUCAUCUUAAAUCCGACUUCACGUUUUUAAUCGUUACACAAGUUGAGUCCACACAGUUAGUGAAAUUUCCCCGGGGAAAAAAUGACGGAAAGCUCCGCGACGAAGCUGUUGAACGGAGACGCCUGCCGCCGGACGUUAAACGGGAAAAACGCCAGUAAAAAUGGCUACGUGAAGAACCACUGUCCGUUCCAACAGCCACAGAAGUACCGUCGCUCCGGAGAGAAGAAGCAAAAUGCGACUCACAAUCCCAGUUUGUACAAGAAGCCUUUUGUGGAGUCGUUCGAGGAGACGCCUCUGCUGGUGGCUGUGCUCACCUAUAUGGGCUACGGCAUCCUCACCGUCUUCGGCUACCUCAGAGACUUCCUCCGCCACUGGAACAUUGAGAAGUGCCACGUGGCUCGCGAGAGAGACGAGCAGAAGGAUUUUGUCCCUCUCUAUCAGGACUUUGAAAACUUCUACACCAGGAACCUGUACAUGCGGAUCCGAGACAACUGGAACCGCCCCAUCUGCAGUGUCCCUGGAGCCAGGAUGGACCUUGUAGAGAGAGUUACCCACAACUACAACUGGACGUUUGACCACACUGGCAAGGUGGUGAAGGACGUCAUCAAUAUGGGGUCAUACAACUACCUCGGCUUUGCGGAGAGCACGGGUACUUGUGCUGAUGCUGCUAUUGAAGCCACGCAGAUUUAUGGAGUUGGCGUGGGCAGCACUCGCUGUGAGAUGGGCAACCUGGAUAUCCACGAGGAGUUGGAAGAGUUGGUUGCCAGGUUUCUGGGUGUCGAGGCGUCCAUGGUGUUUGGGAUGGGCUUUGCAACCAACUCCAUGAACAUUCCGGCUCUCACUGGGAAGGGUUGUCUCAUCCUAAGUGACGAGCUGAACCACGCUUCGCUGGUGCUGGGCGCUCGGCUGUCGGGCUCUACAAUCCGAGUCUUCAAACACAACAACAUGCAAAGCCUUGAGAAGCUGCUGAGAGAUGCUAUUGUACAUGGGCAGCCCAGAACCCACAGACCCUGGAAGAAAAUUCUUAUCGUGGUGGAGGGCAUUUACAGCAUGGAGGGGUCCAUCAUACGUCUGCCUGAGGUAAUCGCCUUAAAGAAGCGCUACAAGGCAUACCUGUACCUGGAUGAGGCUCACAGUAUCGGUGCUCUCGGACCCAAUGGCAGAGGAGUAGUAGACUACUUCGGCCUGGAUCCCAAGGAUGUUGACAUCAUGAUGGGAACAUUCACGAAGAGUUUCGGAGCUGCUGGUGGAUACAUUGGAGGCAAGAAGGAGCUGAUCGACUACCUGCGCAGCCACUCUCACAGUGCUCUGUACGCCACCUCCAUGUCCCCUCCUGUGGUCCAGCAGAUAAUCACCUCAAUGAAGAUCAUUAUGGGCGAGGAUGGAAGCACACUGGGUGCUGAUCGCCUCAGACAACUUUCAGAGAACACCAACUACUUCCGCAGAAGACUCCGGGAAAUGGGUUUCAUCAUCUAUGGCAACGAUGACUCGCCUGUUGUGCCCCUGAUGCUGUACAUGCCUGCCAAAAUUGGGGCUUUUGGUCGAGAGAUGUUGAAGAGGAACAUUGGCACUGUGGUUGUCGGAUUCCCAGCAACGCCUAUCAUUGAGUCGAGAGCUCGCUUCUGUGUCUCAGCUGCUCAUACCAGAGAAAUGCUCGAUACCGCACUGGAGGCCAUUAGUGAAGUGGGCGACCUGCUGCAGCUGAAGUACUCUAGACGGGAACAACCUCUUCCCUCCUUGGGAUGGAUGUCUGAAGAGAGCCUUCUUCAGGACUAAACCAGAUCCAUCUUUCCUCCUUUAACCUCACUGUACACCACAUCCCCUUAUAUCCGUGUGUAAUAUAACACUUCCUCGUACCUCAUGUUCCUUUGAGCCAGUCUCGCCACUCAGCUGCUCUGUAUCUUCUACUAUGGACGCUGAAGCACUGUAGUCUGUGACCCGUCCAGCUUUGUCAGCCUCACCAAAAUCAUCCACCCAUCUCGUUGCAAGCCUUUCUCGCAUACUCUCACGUCAUGUCUUAAUCCUGCGUGCACAGUGAAUCUAUUUUUUAUUUGUGCAAUAAUAAACGAAAAAGUAGAUAUUUUAAGAAACCUGCAGCAAAGUAGGGAGAGCUCUAUUUUUUUGGGGGGGGGGUUCCUAGCCUUUUGUAAGUGUCACUUAUCACAAUGUUUGUAAUUCUGUCCUUUGGGGUAGAAUCAUCCCAGACCUGAAAGUCAGGUGUUAUUUCACACAUGUUCCUCAUGUGUGUUGCUUAUUUUCCCUGAUUGCUUCUAGCUGAAUUUAACCAUAGAGUAUUGGAUAGUCCUUUUGUUGUUUCCCCCUGACCAAAGGUUGCAUUUGUAUAGAUAUAUUUGCCACUAUUUCUGUCUGGAAAUGUGAAGCGGAUGUUUCCAAAAGAGAAAAAAAAAAAACUAACUGGGGAAAAAAUUCCAGAAAGCGAGACUGACAAAUAUUUUUUUACUGCUUAUUUUCUAUUCAUAGUCUGUUGUUUAAUUUAAUGUUUACACCUGCACUCAAACAGCCUAGUGUCUUGAACAUUUCUAUAAGGUAAUGAGCUACAUGUGUGAUUUAGUAUUUUUUUGUUUCUUCCAUUUCUGCUCAUUAAAGUGCUUUUAUGUGAAUGGCUGAUCUGAGCAUAACUUUGAUCUGUAUGCAUGACGAUGCUGCUUCCGAACUCAUCCGAUGUACAGAACAAUUUAUUUAUUUAAAAAAAAUGCAUAUUAUCCUUUUGCUAUUUGGUUUUUGAAAGGCAGCUCUAAAAUGUGCUACAGUUGAGAGUAUAUAUUUAAAUCAAUUACAUGUCUUACUUCUGCACUGCACCACUGAUAGGCGUUUUAAAUGCCCGCAUGACGUUGGUAGGAAAGUUUCUGUAUACAUAAAUCCAUAUAAAUGUGUACUCUGUAUGUUUUUUAUUUAUUUUUGUCAUCAUAAUCUACAUUUUGUGAUCAUCCUCUGAAACGGCAUUCCAUUGUCAUGUUGCUUUCAGUGUGUAGCUGUAGUUUUGGUACACAGUACGCUGUCUGGCGCUUCUGUGUGAGUGUUUUAUGUCCUGUCACUAAUGAUGUGGUGGUUGUUGGUCACAAAGUUGUCUGUUGUCUGCCAAUGUAUCCAUUAAUGGUGAUAAAACUCAACAAACAGCAA
This is a messenger RNA of Girardinichthys multiradiatus, 3212 nucleotides long. RefSeq names its product serine palmitoyltransferase 2-like. Gene Ontology annotation, cellular component: serine palmitoyltransferase complex. Gene Ontology annotation, molecular function: pyridoxal phosphate binding; serine C-palmitoyltransferase activity. The transcript is spliced from 12 exons. Lineage: Eukaryota; Metazoa; Chordata; Actinopteri; Cyprinodontiformes; Goodeidae. The record is from RefSeq and is a predicted model, not a curated record. Bases 153 to 1847 code for a protein of 564 amino acids. Gene Ontology annotation, biological process: sphingosine biosynthetic process; ceramide biosynthetic process.